UCUUAUUGGAAUAUUUUCAUUUCUAACGAAUUCAAUGGCAGAUUUUUUCAAAGGUGUAAUGUUUGUGGCGACUACUCCAUUUCGAGUUGUAAAGGAAGUGGCAACACAUACAGUAGCUGGAGCUGCCACUGGGCUUAUCCUUGUGGGGGGGGGAAUAGCAAAACUGAUCGACGACGAUGGUGAUAUAGAUGUGGAAGAAAUUUGGAACGCAACAAAAAAAGUAACCGAAAAAGUUGUUGAUAUUUCCGUAGAUGUUGCAGUUGUCACAACUGGAGUUGCUGCAAUAGUUAGUACUGGGGGACUUGCAGCGGCAGCAGUACCUGCAGGUAUUGCUGGAAUGUGUAAAUCAGGAUCUUCACUUAACUCUUCCUUUGAAAAGGCUAUUGAUUACCCAGAAGAAGAUAUGGACCAUCUUUUAAUUGCUGUUAACACUAUUGGCCUCAUUGGAGGUUCGGCGGGACUUCUCUCCAAAGCAGCGAAAGCUUCUUCAACUACAAAAAUCGUUCUUGAAGCUGUUAGUGAUGGCACGAAACUUGGAACGUUGCCAUUCAAAAAUCCAGUCCUUAAGUUCACACCAGAAUAUGUCAAAAAAGUUAAGCAAAUGGACGAUGCUGAAUUAGCUGAAGAAGCAGCUAAAUUUGGCUUGACUGUCGCAAAUUUCUUGCUUCAAAUGGAAAAGGCAAUUUCAAUCUUAGACUCUUUUUAAAGAAAAAAAGUUACUUUUGAUCACUUAAAAUUUACAGUUUGUUAUGUUUGUAUGUAUCUAACAUCGAUUUUUCAUGCCAUUAUGAACCAAAAAUUAAACCAAACUUAUGAGAUCAUCAAUUGUACCUUCACACC
Messenger RNA from Clunio marinus, 840 nucleotides. NCBI's taxonomy places the organism in Eukaryota, Metazoa, Arthropoda, Insecta, Diptera, Chironomidae. The record is from the annotation of a GenBank genome assembly.